UAAGUUACUAUGUUUGUCAGUGUUGCUAAUAGGUAGUUCUGAAAAGCUCUAAAAUAUUCACUCAUAUGAUUGAACUGCUCCUAUGCAGGUUCUUAGUAACCCUGAGAAAACACCUCUUCACACCUUCCUCUGUAACUAUGACUUGACUGAUAUGCCAGCUGGUACAAAGACGUUCUUGCGCCAAAAGGUUACUCUGGGAUCAUCAAAUCCAACUAGUGAAGCAACAGAGGAGAACGCUAGAAAAGCCAAAAGCUUGGUAAAUGAAAACUCUAGAUAUAGGGACAAAAAGAGUUGUGAAGGAUCUGAUUUAGUAGAUGCAGUGGAAGGAGAUGGGAAAUUUGAUGAGUUACAUGAAAGUGAAAAAAGCUGUAUAAAGUUGUCCAAAGAAUGUAAUGGUGGUUCUGGUGCUCUACGCUACGCUCUUCAUCUGAGAUUUCUUUGCCCAUUACCAAAGAAAGCUUCAAAGAAAUCUGAUGAAACCGAAACUACAGGACAAAAUAAAAACUUGGAUUCAGAUGGGAAGAGGAGAUUCUAUCUGUACAAUGAUUUGAGAGUUGUGUUUCCUCAACGCCACACAGAUUCUGAUGAAGGAAAGGUACGUACGAGAUUUGUGUUUUUGA
Molecule: messenger RNA, 620 nt
Organism: Camelina sativa (false flax)
Lineage: Eukaryota; Viridiplantae; Streptophyta; Magnoliopsida; Brassicales; Brassicaceae
Source: RefSeq, a predicted model, not a curated record